Messenger RNA from Bradysia coprophila, 3498 nucleotides. RefSeq lists its product as uncharacterized. Gene Ontology annotation, cellular component: IRE1-TRAF2-ASK1 complex. Lineage: Eukaryota; Metazoa; Arthropoda; Insecta; Diptera; Sciaridae. Gene Ontology annotation, molecular function: RNA endonuclease activity; ATP binding; protein serine/threonine kinase activity. The record is from RefSeq and is a predicted model, not a curated record. Gene Ontology annotation, biological process: intrinsic apoptotic signaling pathway in response to endoplasmic reticulum stress; IRE1-mediated unfolded protein response; protein phosphorylation.
UAUUUUAUAAUUAUCUAAUUUACACUGAAGAAAACGAGCUCUCUAUCAAUAAAAACCACCAGAGAAACGAUGAUGAAACGAUAUUCGCUAAAAAAAAGUACCUGCAAAUCAGGAUGACAAACUUCCUAAAGGCCGGUCAUUUCUUUGUUUCUGUCGUCACGGAUCGAUGGCAUUUUUUGAACAGAAUUGCAAAGCAUUUAAAGAUGCAUAUAUUAUAGUCCUCUCACAGAUGGAACUGAUUAGCUUUGUGUCUCCUUGGAUCGUAUACGUUUGGUAGUUGAAGAUUUCGCAAAAAUAUUCUGUUGUAUUGAUUCACUAUACUAAACAGCCUCCAUACACUUCGGCCAACACUCAACACUUCAUAAUUUUAAGAUGAACCCUUAAUCAUGUCAUUUUCUUCAUUUUUUUCUUUAAUACCUAUGCGUCUCACUACUAUUCGGAGAAAAGUUGUUUAAGGUACGAAGGAAAAACCCGUUUGCAGAUUUUAUUAUAAGGGUUAUACCUUGUGAGCCGAUGACGUCACACAAAUAUGUCAAUGACAGUUCUUAUUAUUUCGCACUGUGUGAAACAACUCAUUUUAUUUGUCGAAAAGUGAUACUCAUUGUAAAGGUGUUGUUAGUUCCUUGCUUACCCUACAAAAUGGUCUCGCCGGACUGUAAUGGACGAUGUGCAGAUUAUGGCCCUAACCUUCACGUUUGUUACGAUAAUAUAAUUACGGCCGAUUACACUGGCACAACAUAUAAAGGAUUUUACGCGGAUGGUACACCUGUUGCAGUCAAAACUAUAUGCAAAUGCGAAGAGACUGAACAAUAUUUUCACAAAGAGACAUUUCGAUAUUUGAUGACAAACUCCAAAUUUAAUCGAAAUGAAAAUUUGGUUCAUUAUUUCGAUAUGGACGAAACUGUUAAAUUACGCUUCGUUGUGAUGGAACGAUACGAUACUGACUUGAGGGACAUGCAAACUGAGAAAUUCGGCAAAAGUGACAGAUUAGAAUUUAUAAAGAAUGUCUGUCAAGCCAUACACAUUUUGCAUUCCGAAUUUAAUAUUGUUCACGGGAAAAUCAAUCCGAAUAAUGUGGCUCUGUGCAACAAUCGAAACGGCAGUUAUACCGCUAAAUUGGCCGACUUUGGCAUUAGCAAAACAUUUUCAGAUGAUUGUACAACAAUCGAUACUAAUGGAACACAAAACGAUGAGUGGAUGUCGCCAAGAUUUUUAAGAGCAAUCGACUGUGGAGACAUAAAGUACAGAGCAUCCGCCGCUGACGAUAUUUUCAGUUUAGGAAUGCUGAUCUAUUACAUUUACACAAAUGGAAAGCAUCCUUUUGGUAAUCCUUCAUGGCGAAUUUAUAGCAUCAGACACAACCGGAUUGAUUCCGAUGACAUUUUAGAAGAGAAUUUCGCAUUUCAGAACUUAAUGCGCGCUAUGACUAACAGCAACCCUAAGAAACGACCGAAUAUACAGCAAGUUAUCAAUCAUCCGUUCUUUUGGUCAUACGAGUUCAAUUUUCAUUUCAUUAGAGACGUGUAUAGUAGACUUGGUUCGUUCUGCCAAUUUCAGGAUAAUCUUGAAUCGCGUUUCGAUAUUAUGAAUGAUUUCAGUGGUGGGUGGAAUAAAGCCUUGGAUCCGGAGUGGAUUACCUGCUUACAAAAGCAAACGGCAAAGACCUCAAGACCGUACAAAUUCAAAAGUUUCGUUAGUUUGUUAGGUUUUAUCUGUGAGAAUUUCGAAAAUCGCUCCGAUUGGGCGACUGAGACUAAAUUAGUUCCGCUACUGAGAAAUGAUGAGCGUGCUGAUGCAGCGAUCGACGAAUUAUCGUACAUGCGAUAUUUCAUGCGAAUUUUUCCCAAGCUAAUCUUGGUAUUAGCCACAACUGACGGUAUCGAAUCACUUUCGUUGAAUCCAGAUUUUAUAUUACCAUCACGUACGAUAUUUGACUUAGGCCCUUCUGACGAAGAACGUGGGUCAAUGAGAAAAGUCUUAACUGAAUGAAUGCUCUAACGCUUGGAAUUCAGUUGUAAGAAAAGGAAAUUAAUAGAGAGAGAACUCUCAAGAAUUCCCAAGAUGUGUUUUCUCGUCAAAAAAAUGUUUAGGUUGGGGAAAAGACUAGGAUAAUCGAUGGGACAACGCAUACAAAAAACAAGAAAGUGUGAUGUAUUUUAUGCGUUUUUUUUCGUAUGCGUUCUAGCGGAAGUGGCGGGAUUAGAUAAGGACGCCGAUAUUAAAUUUCCAAUGGCAUGGCAUCAAAAUAACAAUUUUAUGUACUGUACUGUACACGUACAAGUUUUUGAAUAACAAAAGCACAAACGCGCCUGCCGUUAAAAAAUUAACAUUCCGUGAGUAAAUUCUAAAAAUUUUUUUUUUUGAAGUAGGAUUAGAUACGAAAUUAUUUACUGUGAUCGAUGGGAUCUCUACACGUUGGUCUAUUACAAAACGGAAAUAUGACAGAUAGCUGUACCAGGGACUGAAAAAAUUUACAAAUUUUUAAAUUUAAGUAAGAUUAAAAUUAAGAAAAACCUUGUCUCGCAGAAUUCGACAGUUCUCGCUAUAUGAUCUAUUAUUUGUUAUAAAUUUUAUGCAAUUCUAUCAGGUAAUUGAACUGUUUCUUCCCUCUUCGUAAUGAAGUAUCUAUAGCAGUUAUGUCUCAUAUGCUGUGUAUUUCAUAUGAAAUACGCUGUGUCUGAGUUUAGUCGAAAUACCUACGAGAAACCUCUUUCACAGAGGCACACACCCUGAAAGACAAAAGAGCAAUGCAAACGUUUAAAACACCAAUACUCGUCAACAUGUGUUACGUCUUAACAGCCAGUGGUAAAAAUAAUCUUAAUAUAAGGAGACUAGUCAUAGAUGCACGUACGUGAAUGAUAAGCGAAUUAUGAAAAAAAUGUAACACAUUUUUACAUAGAAGACUAUAUUACAUACAAAUUAAAUUUUUCUCAUGAUUCGCUUAACAUGCCCAUGCAUAAAGCUAAGACUAGACUAGCCACCUAUUAUUGUGAAUAUUUGUGAAAGUGUCUGUUGAGGUGUGGUAAAUGUUAACAACGUUUGCUGUCGCUAACAUUCACAUUGCACAAUAGUGUCUCAAGAUUGCAACAGUGGCCAAGUCGAUAUUGUUUGUGGCGUAUGGUUUUGGCAUAGAAACAUUUCAUUCCGUCACAGAACUGCAUAAAACUUUGUGUGCAACAGCAACACUAUGCUGGUAUAUUAUAUCCCACAUUGUCGAGAUCUAAAUGGCCAGCCCGAAGAAAAGCAGAGUAUCGUACGAUUCUUGUUGCGUAAAUAACUAUUGAAUGUCUAAGAUUUUUAUUCCUUGUUUUAUUGAAACAUAUCUAAUGUAAGUCGUAGCUUUUAAGACUGUAAAUAUUUAAUUUUUUAUUUUAUUGAAAAACAGGUCUAUGGAGUUUAUUAAGAGUGAAUCUAAGUUUAGGUCAAAAAAAAACUUUGCUUAAAAAUACGAAAAAAAAAAUUGUAUUCCAUGCUGAAAACGUCAUGAUUGAAAAAAUA